Messenger RNA from Fraxinus pennsylvanica, 384 nucleotides. The record is from the annotation of a GenBank genome assembly. NCBI's taxonomy places the organism in Eukaryota, Viridiplantae, Streptophyta, Magnoliopsida, Lamiales, Oleaceae.
AUGGUGGAUCUGUGCGGUUGGGACGUCGAUCUGUGUGCGGUGCGUGCAGAUUUUUCUUUUUUUUUUUUGUUAUGGUGGAUUCGGCGGCGGUUUUUGGCGGAUCCAGUGGUUGUGUGCGGUGAUGGUGCAGUGUUUUGUGUGGUUGUUGGCAAUGGUGUAUCUGGUGGCAGAGGUAAUAACAAUGGCAAUUCAGGUACUUUUGGCUUCUUUACAGAGCUUGGAGUAAACUCAGCAAUGGCUGAUUCUCCCUUCUUAAGUGGUGGAUUUUGUUCAAUAAACUUCACGAGUCCCUUCUCGCCGCCUAGAAAUCCACUAGUUAAGCCUUGUAACUCCUUUUUAAAUCCAUCUUCUGAUGAUGGCGGUGGUGGCUUUUCUUGCUCUUAA